AUGGAACUGACCCGUCUGCUCCUGUCAGCCGCAAUCUUGCCCUCGCUGGCAUGCGGGCUCACCUCACAACUCUACGAUACCUACAGCUUCAACCCACUUCAACAUCUAGCAGGGAUCGCGCCCUACUUUGAGCCGAACGAUCCUCCGCGAGACCCAAAUCCUCCGGAUGGCUGCACCGUCACGAAAGCCGCGUACCUAGUUCGACAUGCUGCAAUUAACGCGAACGACUUUGACUACGAGACGUAUAUCGAGCCUUUCCUCUCGAAGCUGAAGAACCAUACCAACAUCAACUGGGGAAAUCUGCCCUCUCUUGCCUUCCUUCAGACCUGGAUCCCUCCAUCGUUUGCCGAGCAGGAGCGCCUGACAAGGGUUGGCAAGCUCGAAGCAGCUCAGCUCGGCGUCGAGGUUUCGUUCCGAUACCCCAACUUCCGACCUCCACAAAAAGUAUGGGCGUCGACCGCGGAACGCACCGUCAUGUCCGCCGAGUCGUUCAUCCGUGGCUACGAGGCGUCUGACAACAACAUCACACUGGUGCAGAUCUACGAAAGCGAAGAAGGUGGCGCCAACACCCUCACUCCCUACGACAGUUGUCCGGCGUAUUCGUCCUCGGCGGGCAGCGAACAGUCCCAGCAGUACUUAUCCAGAUGGUCAAACCCAUACGUGAACCGUCUGAACCACGUGUUCUCGAGCUUCAAUUUCACCAAAAACGACAUUGUGGGCAUGAUGGAGCUGUGCGGCUACGAAACCGUCAUCCGGGGCUCCUCGCCCUUUUGCUCUCUCGACCUUUUCCCCCGGGACGCGUGGUUGAGCUUCGAAUACACAAACGACAUCAUGUACUUCUACAAUACUGGCUACGGGAAUCCAGUGGCCGGAGCCAUCGCCCUCCCAUGGGUGAAUGCCACAAUGGACCUCCUACAGUCGGAUGACGACGGUCCCACCUCGCAGGACAUCUACGUAAGCUUCACCCAUCGAGAGUUCCCUCCCACAGUACUCGUCGCAAUGGGUCUCUUCAAUAACAGCGACUUCAUUGGCGGCAAUGCCAACGCCAGCAUGCCUCUGGACCGCAUCAACUACAACCGCGCGUGGGUCUCCUCGUACAUCUUACCUUUCCUCACAAACAUCGCGAUCGAGCGGAUGAAUUGCUCCGCCCGGGCCAACACGUACGGAGAUCUGGUAGAUGGCGACUCGACCUACUACCGCGUCCUGGUCAACGAUUCUCCCCAGACACUGCCGGGCUGCUACGACGGACCGGACGAGAGCUGCGGCUCAACCGGCCUGACGGACUGGUUGGCCGAGCGUGCCGCCAUGUUUGGAGGGUAUUCCGCCGCGUGCAAUACCGGGUCCGAGUACAAGAAUUCCACAGACCAAGUGACGUUCUACCAGAACAGCGGUAAUGGGAGCUUUGUUGGCAAGUGA
Cladophialophora yegresii CBS 114405 is the source of this 1416-nucleotide messenger RNA. RefSeq names its product acid phosphatase. NCBI's taxonomy places the organism in Eukaryota, Fungi, Ascomycota, Eurotiomycetes, Chaetothyriales, Herpotrichiellaceae. Bases 1 to 1416 code for a protein of 471 amino acids. The record is from RefSeq and is a predicted model, not a curated record. Gene Ontology annotation, molecular function: acid phosphatase activity. The transcript has 2 exons. Gene Ontology annotation, cellular component: fungal-type cell wall.